CGGGGGUACCAGAUCUGGAUUAGUUAAAAAAAUGACCUGAUUUUAACCCGAUUUCAUCUCUGCGAUUUUAGACCUAGCUAUUUCAGACCUAUCGGACGCAAGACAGACCAACCGAAGAAGGAAGAGCAGCGGACGGGCGGCUGGCGUUCAAGCAGACGGCGGACGGCGGACGGGCGUUCCAACGAGUAGCGGGCAGGUCAUCAUCUUCAUCAAUUUACGAAAAUGAGGAUGCAAGAAUAGUCAGAGAAUUUGCAGAGCUACUUGAUUCGAGGGAAGAUGAACAACAUUUGAAUGAAGAAGAUAUUUCCGAACUGAGAUCUCAGAAGACGCUUCUGACGAUGACUAUAUCUCAUAGGUAAACUUUAUCCAAUUCUCACUCUUUAGGUGUGUUGCACAGUGUGGUAUAAUACUAGGGAAGUUGGCCGGGGAGCUGAAUAUUUUUACCCUCAUUUUUUAUUAUGAGUUUUUAUAUGCUGGCAUGUAUGUUCUUUAGCAUAUAUAGCAAUUAAUUAACAAUUUCUUUUUAUUAAUUUGAUCAUCUCAUUGCAAUCAGUAAACUUUAAAAAGUUUGACUUUUUUUCCAUUUCUUUUUUUGGAUAAAAUCUAUGUUUAUCAUUCCAUGUAAUAAUGUAUGCUCUUUUGCGUUUGAGAAUCGUCCGUCUUGCUGUUUUAAUCCUUGUAUAUGCUAUGUUUGUAAUCGGAAUCUAGUUCUAAUCUCACUUUCGACCUUCGAUUUGAGCUUGGAAUGAUGAUUUGGGACCAGAAACGCAACAAAUGAAGUUUUCGUAUUGUUCAUGUUGUUUGUAAUUUGAGGUCGAUUCUUUGAAUUUGGCGAGUUUCUCUGGUUUUUGAGACUUGUGUGGGACUCGCCGUGCCAGGACGAAGCUCGGUGACUUACUCGUUGAUGGUGGGGAUGGUUUUUAGGUCGCGCCCAGAAGUGGGAGUCACCUGCGACUGAGUCUUGUUGACGGACCUGACUACUGCUACAUCGACGAAUAGCUUACAGUGUGUUCUGGUUUGGACUUCACCUGCAAUUGUUUUAGACUGCAGUUUAUGCUACUAUGGCGACAAAUAAACAAGGGUCUCGAAAAACACGCUCUUCAUCCAGAUUCUUUGUUCUGGAAGAGUCAGAUGGUGAUUUCCCUACUUUGAGCAAUGUAAACUUCAUGAAACUGUCAGAGAAGCCUCCGGCUGAUGCUGCUGCUGUGAAGGCAAAAACUAAUGGACUCUCAAAGUCUAAAGCUAAUGGUGCAGGAAGAGCCUUGAUGCAGGGGACUGAUUCUUUGCUUAAGCGAUCUGGGAGCAAGUGACUGAGCUAACAAUUUCUGAAAGCAACCCUGGAGUGAAAGAGCUAACUCCAGGACCUGGACAACCUGCUCAAAUGCCUACUGUCAAGCAGGUUACUGCACGGGCAGAAACUUUGAGUAAGGUUUCUCCCAAUAACCCAGGAACUGCAUCACCUGCUAUUGAUUUGCCUAGCAAACCUGCUGCACCUACUGCAACACUACUGGUUACACAGGUUGUGACUACUGCUGGAGCUCAACCAAAUAAUGCUGCAGUGAGGACUUCACCUCUUGGAGCUGUUGAGCCAGUAUUUGAUACUCAACCAACUGCUGCAGAAAAAAAAGAUGCAAAGCAGACACCAUGGAACUCCUUGUGAAUUAACCAUCAAAUUUGAAACAGAAAGCCUUGCAUUGGCCUCACAACUGUUUUUUUCUGAAUUUCAGGUCGGGACCGGUGAUCAGUGAUCUCUUGGGAGGCAAUUCUGAUGGGUACUCAAAUCCAAGUUCUUGUCAGAUUUACUUGACAUUUCUAGCUGAUAGCACAUUCACUGAAGAGGAUGUCUCUAGCUACUUUAGGUAACGAUUGAUUGUUGUGUUUAUAAAAUUAUAUAUAUUGUGUUAAAAUUAUAUAUACUGUGUAUGUAUGGGCCAAUGCAAGAUGUUAGAAUUCUAUUUCAACAGAAGCGGAUGUUUGGUUUUGUUACGUUUGUCUAUGCGGACACUAUGAAGCUAAUCUUAGCCAAAGGAAACCCUUCAUUUUGUGUGUGACCCUCGUGUUCUUGUUAAACCCUACAAGGAAAUGGGAAAAACCUCCGACAAGAAUAGAAGGCAAAAACUGCACCAUCUGGAUAUGGGAAAGUCAUCAACAAGUUUAAGCUCAUCCGGUGUUGAUUCUAGGGAGCCCCUUGACAUUCCAUUUGGGUCAAGAAUGUUUCACAAGUCAAAGGAGGCUACACUUAGGAGAAUGUUAGAGCAUGAAGCUCAUUUGCAGAAAACCAUCCAUGGGUUUUGGUAGUUUUAGAGAAUUAGUUAAAAUAGCAUUUUAUUUACUUGAAUAUUUUCGUGUUAGGUAUCUGCACCGCUUGUGCAUAUCCAGAAAUAUUGGUCAUGUGUAUGGAUUCAUUGAUCCACACACCAUUCAAGGAGUAGGCAAUUCUUUAAAUGAGGUGCAAACUGCAAUGGAGGCAAGCCGUAGGCUCAACUCAAGAAAGGGAAGAGUGAAAUGGAUUAUUCCUAUGUCUCGGAUGCAAGUUGGGAGUUAUGAAUGUGGUUAUUAUGUGAUGUUACAUAUGUUGAAUAUUGUUUCGGCGGUGAUUCUUGAAAUGUGGGAUGAGCGAUUCGCCAAUCCGGAACCAUUUUCAUCAGAAGAGAUUGAUGAAGUACGAACUCGUUGGGCAUCAUAUUUCUUAGAAAUGACGCAAUCCAUCAACGACACAUGACGAACGUGUUUGUUUAAGUUUUUGAGUGAUGAUGAGACUUGUAACUUUAUACAAUGGGUUAUUACUCUAGACUUGUGCAAGGAUUAUUUUAUUUUAGUUUAUUAUUAUGUACUAAGUUGUUAGUUUGUUACUUGAACUUGUUUAAUAUUUGUGGAAGAAUUGAAAAAUAGAUUGUGUUAUUGUUUUAGUUGGAUCUAGUGAACAUGUCAAAAUUGUGUUAUAAUAG
Cuscuta europaea is the source of this 2948-nucleotide messenger RNA. Lineage: Eukaryota; Viridiplantae; Streptophyta; Magnoliopsida; Solanales; Convolvulaceae. The record is from the annotation of a GenBank genome assembly.